AGCUGAAGAAAUUUCAUUCUAUCUAGCAUAUUAAUGUUAGGUGUGCAUGUAAUUGUUAGUUUUUAUACUAAUUUGUUUUCAAAUAUUAAUAUCACUUUUAGAAUCCGCGACAAUGAAUUUCGCUUAUCUCAUUGUAUUAGUGGCACUCGUAGUAGCCUAUUCCCAAGCAGCUACUUUCACUAUCAACAACAAAGAUCAGGGACCGAUUUGGAUCGGUAUCCAAGGAAAUCCUGGUAACGAAAAUUUGGCUAACGGUGGAUUUAAGCUCCCUCAAGGGGAAACGCGAUCAGUUGACUCCGCUGACAAUUGGCAGGGCCGAUUCUGGAGCCGGACGUAUUGCAAUGAUGACAGUAAUCACUGCUUAACUGGUGAUUGUGGUAACGUAGUAGAGUGUAAUGGGGCUGGCGGUGCUCCCCCAGUUACCCUAGUUGAAAUCACACUUAAAGGCUACGGCGAUUUGGAUAAUUACGAUAUCUCAUUGGUCGAUGGGUACAACACUGAGGCGUCAAUAGAACCUGUUAACGGUCAAGGGGACGACAGCCAGUACAGCUGCAAAAAAGCUCAAUGUGGAACCCAAAUCAACGAUAUCUGUCCAGCCGAACUUCAAGUAAAAAAUGACGAUGGUACUGUCAUUGCCUGCAACUCAGCUUGUAACGCUUUCCAUACUGACGAAUAUUGUUGCACUGGAUCUCACAGUACUGCUGAUACAUGCAAAAGCUCCGAUUGGCCCACCAAUUAUCCAGCCACGUUCAAACAGGCCUGUCCUGACGCUUACAGCUACGCUUAUGAUGACAACAAAAGUCUGUUCACUUGUAAAGCCAGCGAGUAUAUUAUUAAUUUUGGAGGGGUGUAAAAUACAUAAUAUUAUGAUUAAUAUACGAUGAGUUUUCUCAAAUAUAA
This is a messenger RNA of Ceutorhynchus assimilis (cabbage seed weevil), 900 nucleotides long. Lineage: Eukaryota; Metazoa; Arthropoda; Insecta; Coleoptera; Curculionidae. The record is from the annotation of a GenBank genome assembly.